GUACGGAAAGCGUCGAGGUUCAUUCACUGACAGCGCGUUCUUUCCCAGAAGCCUUUCCUCAUAUUGUACACAAUCAUCAUGGCGGCGCAGGAUGGAAGUGAGGUAGUAGGAAUGGACGCAGAGGUCGUGCAGAAAGCACCAGAAGUUUCAUGUGAAGCUGCUGGACAAAGCCACACAGCAGCUGAGACUGAACAAGCGUUACUUACUGAUGGAGAAAGCACGUCAACUCAGCCUGCUGCUGUCAGCAAUGGAGAGGAAAGCGAUGAGGGGAAAGAGAUGGUGGACGUGAAAAUUAUUUGGAACAAAAAUAAAUACGAUCUUAAAAUCCCUUUAGAUGGCACUGGAGCCAACCUAAAAGAAAAGAUUCACUCACUUACUGGUCUUCCCCCUGCUAUGCAGAAAGUUAUGUACAAAGGGUUGCUACCAGAGGACAAGACGCUUCGGGAAAUCAAAGUUACAAAUGGUGCAAAAAUAAUGGUGGUUGGAUCCACGAUAAAUGAUGUACUAGCUGUAAAUACACCCAAAGAAGUUAUUCAGCAAGACGUCAAAGCUGAGGAAAACAAAAAAGAACCAUUGUGCAGACAAAAGCAACACAGAAAAGUUUUGGACAAAGGAAAACCAGAUGAUGUCAUGCCUUCAAUUAAAGGAGCUAAGGAGCGCCUACCAACAGUGCCUUUAUCAGGAAUGUACAACAAGUCUGGUGGAAAAGUACGACUUACUUUCAAACUGGAACAGGAUCAAUUGUGGAUUGGAACAAAAGAAAGAACGGAAAAAAUCCCAAUGGGUUCCAUCAAAAACGUUGUGACUGAGCCAAUAGAGGGUCACGAGGACUAUCACAUGAUGGCAUUUCAGCUGGGUCCGACAGAAGCUUCACAAUAUUGGGUCUACUGGGUGCCUGCACAAUUUGUCGAUGCAAUCAAAGACACAGUCCUUGGGAAAUGGCAGUAUUUUUAACGUGCCUCUAUAGACACUGAAGAAUUGGGAUUCAGAAACGAUGGAAACAUUGACUGGAGCCUACACAAUAAUCUGAAGAACUGAUUUUUUUGAAGUACACACAGAGCAAACCGAAGGAUUGCUGUUGGACAGAAUUUUUGGGGGGGUUUUAAGUGCACUAAGUGUCAGCAUCCCGUUUUUCAAACUGUUCUACCACCCUUUUUUUAAAGCAAUCCCAAGCAUAAACAGAGAAUUGUACAGAACUUGCAUAUGCGUUUCUCGUAGUUAUUCUGAAAGAAAUAAAAUUAUUUAAGGAAUAUGAUCAAUGUAUUUUAUCAAGUAAAAUCCUCAGUUUACUGUACAACACGAGCAAACUUGACAAAGUUGACACAAAGUGGUUAAUUUUACCAUCAAAUUUGUCAUGCAUAGAUUUUGACAAAUAAGCAGUGUUGUUACCUUCACAUGAAUUAAUCCAGGUUUAAUGUUAAAAAAUGCAUUUUACCACAUUCAUCUCAUCCCAUUUAAUUGAAACGUGUAGGUUGUUUUCUGUGUAUACACAGCAGAAUUACAGCCCUAACAACCAAACAUUUAUUUUUUAAUAAUGCAUUCUUUAAUAUUUUAAAUACCCAUGAAAAAGGUAAUGUUAUUUUAAAAAAUCUGGGAUGUCCCUAGCCCCAAACCCAUGUAUCAGGAAGAACAAUGUAAUACUGUGCUUUAAACACAAAAUCACAGUUGCAAUUUGCUAAUAUUCUGAAAUACAAUCAGAUCAUCAUGCAUGUUGUUUAUUUAAAACAUGGUGCUAACUAAGUUUUUUCAGUAUUAUUAUUUCAAUAAAGCCCCAAAAUC
Messenger RNA from Triplophysa rosa, 1779 nucleotides. It is a transcript of the gene ubfd1, whose product is annotated as ubiquitin family domain containing 1. Bases 79 to 954 code for a protein of 291 amino acids. The record is from RefSeq and is a predicted model, not a curated record. Gene Ontology annotation, molecular function: cadherin binding; RNA binding. NCBI's taxonomy places the organism in Eukaryota, Metazoa, Chordata, Actinopteri, Cypriniformes, Nemacheilidae. The transcript has 7 exons.